AUGGGUGGCAAGGAGAAAGAAGUGGACUAUUUGCACAUUUUAAAAGAGCAAUUUAAUGCUCUUCAGUCCGAACAUCUGGAGCUCCGUCGAAAAUACGAUUUACAAAACGCCUCAUCGAAUUCCGCGAAUUCAGAAGACACCCUACCGUCACGUCUUCUGACCCUGACGUCGUCUCUACUGGAGAAACCAAAAUUCAGCGAUGUGAAAUUCAAAUUUCCCGCCGCCAAAAUCUCCAAAAACGACGACGUCGAAAUUCCGGCGCACAAAUUCGUCCUGGCCGCCAGAACCGACUUUUGGAAGCUGGAUUCAGAUGACGUCACGAUUCUGGAAAUUCCAGAUGACGUCGAUUCAGAUGCUUUCCACGUGGCGAUUCGAUGGAUUUAUACAGAUGAAAUUGAUUUGACAAUGAGCGAUGAGCAAUUGCUGAAAGUUUGCGAAACGGCCGCCGCGUUUCGACUGGAACCACUCAAAAAUGUAUGCAUCCAACAACUGGGCGCUCGUCUCAACGUGGACAAUUGCAUUCAAAUCUACGAAUUCGCCGAAAAACAGUCGCUCCGCCCACUUUCUACAGUAUGCGGCACGAUGAUCGCCUCGUCGUGGGACCAGCUAGGCCCCGCCCACUUUGCAAGUAUGACCGCCCCACUGUUGUAUCGAUUGAUUGAUGGAAAUACAGCAAAUGUGCUCCAUUCGAUAGUCUCCAUUGGUCGGGAAGACGUGCUAUUCUUGUAUUUUAUGCAGAAUUCUGGAAAAAUGCCUGCAUGUCUAAAUGAGCUGGAUUCAGAUGGUGCUUCUGCGUUGGAGAAAGCACUGUGCUCAGAUCAUCAAAUGCAAGUGCGCUCCACUGAACUUUUGCUAUAA
This is a messenger RNA of Caenorhabditis briggsae, 858 nucleotides long. Gene Ontology annotation, cellular component: nucleus; cytoplasm. NCBI's taxonomy places the organism in Eukaryota, Metazoa, Nematoda, Chromadorea, Rhabditida, Rhabditidae. Gene Ontology annotation, molecular function: ubiquitin protein ligase binding. The coding region runs from base 1 to 858 and encodes 285 amino acids. The record is from RefSeq and is a predicted model, not a curated record. The transcript has 5 exons. Gene Ontology annotation, biological process: proteasome-mediated ubiquitin-dependent protein catabolic process; regulation of proteolysis.